Messenger RNA from Tigriopus californicus, 1462 nucleotides. Its product is annotated as endothelial zinc finger protein induced by tumor necrosis factor alpha-like. Gene Ontology annotation, biological process: regulation of transcription by RNA polymerase II. The record is from RefSeq and is a predicted model, not a curated record. Gene Ontology annotation, molecular function: chromatin insulator sequence binding. The transcript is spliced from 2 exons. NCBI's taxonomy places the organism in Eukaryota, Metazoa, Arthropoda, Copepoda, Harpacticoida, Harpacticidae. Gene Ontology annotation, cellular component: chromosome. Bases 63 to 872 code for a protein of 269 amino acids.
CAUUGCAAAAUCAGCCCCAGGAAACUGAAUGGGACGACCCAGAUGAGCCGCCUGAUCGGAAUAUGUGGAUGAAAACGGCAAAUGAUGCCCCAAGUUCCCUAAAUUCUAGACAAAUAAUUACGCCUUUGAAAUUUGAGAUGGGCAUGAAAGAUGCGGAUUAUUCUAGUCGAACCAUUAUCAAAUUGGAGGGCGAGAAUGAACCUCUCGAUCUGUAUGACAUCCUUGAAAGUGGGUCUGAUCUCAAUGAAAACAUUGUGAUGGAAGAAAACCCACUGGGGCCAAAAUGUUCCAGAACUCAAGAACAAGAGCUCAACGGAGAUUCAAUGACGGGAAGAAAAUCUUAUUAUGAAUGCUCCAGUUGUCAUCAAACUUUUAUUGACUUUGAAAGUAUUAGGGUUCACAAAGCCGUUUAUCACCAGGAUGGGUUUGCCUUUGGAAGUGGUGAUCCCAUGAGCUUCCAAGAGCUUCAGAAUCAAGAAAAAACAUUAUCCUCUAUAGUCCAGACUACUGUACACUCUCACAAUGUCAGUCAAGCAAAUAUAGAGUCUGUUGAUGUGAAACGUCAUACUAAUCGGAAUCAAGCCACGUCUGAUCAGUUGUCAUGUCCCAUUUGCGCUUUGACCUGUGCCACUAUGUCUACACUCAAAGUUCACUUAUUACUUCAUGAGGUGCCCCACAUCGUUUGUCGUACUUGUGGGCAAAAGUUUCAGACCCAGUCCAAGUUAAUAAAUCACAAACGGACUCACACGCGAGAAAAACGCUUUGCAUGCGAUUUGUGCGAUUAUCGGACUGGACGUGGCGAUACUCUGACCUGUCACAAGAAGUAUGUUCAUCUUGGCAUUCCGCGACCAAAAAAGCGACCGAGGAAAUGAAUCUCGCUUAUCGGAACGGAGAAUAACAAAACCGAAAAUCAACUAUGAAAAAGAUCUCUAUAUAUAUAAGAAGUAUACCUUUUUGAGUUAAUGGUGUCAUUAAGUAUAAAAUUGGUAUGUUAAAUCUAAAAGAAGUUUCACUUUUUUUUUGUUUGAGGCUUUAUUGAUGCAUAUGAUUUAUAAGUUUAUUUCACAAACUUUUCAAAUUCUAUCAGUCAUGUUUCCAACACCUAAAGUGCAGAAACCUAGGUGUGUGGGUCCUCAUUCUCAAUUGUAAUCGUAGAACCCCGAGUGAAUGUUCAUUUUAGGGAUCACUUAAGCUACCAGGCAAUCCUUGCAGGCCAUCUUGAUGCUUAAAAUUUCAAGGCCCUCAAGGCAGUAAGAUCAUCUUCAAAAAAGCGUUUGCUUGCUGCAAUCUCGUUUGUUCACAUUGCGUUUAUUUAUUUGGUUGGAAUUUUCACACAUUGAGCAUUUAUGUCAAUUCUAGAUCAGUUUCGUAUUCCAAGGCAAGUCUGAUUCACCAAUUUCAUUUCGUCUGUAAUAUCAUCAUUGAUACUAAAUAUAACAUUUCUCUUGAAACAAAUCUCAUA